GAUAUACCCGAGUAACAGUCCGACCCCUUCAGUCAAGCAUGUCUACAUCUGUGAUAUCACAAAACUGCCAUAUUUUCUGACACCCGAGCACAGUAUCUUCAUAUUUCCAAUAAUCAAGAGAGCAUUUGAGGGUAUCCUCAGAGCCGCACCGUUUCCGUCGCUCCCAUUGGUCAAUCCCCCACCGCGCCCACUUAUGACGACAUCGAAUCUCGCCGGGCUCUUCCGGGCAUGUCCGCGCCGCUGUCAACCCGAAAUGUAAACAACGAGGCGACGUUUUGUGUAGUAGUUUAUCACAGUUCGCCGCCUCUUAACUGUUCUACAGUCAAGAUGUCUGACAUGUAAUAUUUCCUGUCUUGUGUCGUCGCUGAACUUCUGCCUUCAUGCUAACGCGUAAUGCUAACGUUAGCUCACUAACUAGUUGCGAGCAGCCUGAAGUUGUGGAGGAGUUCAGGUGAGCAGACGGAGGUGAGGGGACAUGGGCUCCGUCCGCUGGGCUUUCCGCUGCGGGUCGUGGACACCGAGCAGGUCUGACUGGCUGCUCGCUGCUCGCUGCAUUCAGCGGGAGGAGAAAGACAGGAUCGGACAGUUCGUGUUCGCCAAGGAUGCAAAAUCAGCCAUGGCUGGUAGGUUGCUGCUGAGGAAAUUCGUGUGUGAGAAGAUGGAGGUCCCCUGGUCAGAGAUCAGACUGGAGCGAUCACCCAGAGGGAAACCCUACCUGGCUGCACCACUGAAGGUCGGUUUAGAUUCAGAGCCUGAACAACCAGCCUGGAGUUUCAACGUGUCCCACCAGGGUGACUACGCUGUGCUCGCUGCUGACCAGGGACGCCAGGUCGGAGUGGAUAUAAUGAAGACCACCAUGCCAGGUAGCAGCUCUGUGCCAGAGUUUUUCCGCAUCAUGACUCGUCAGUUUACAGCGUAUGAGUGGAGCGUCAUCCAAUCAGCCGGCUCGGAGGACCAGCAGCUCACCGCGUUCUACCGCCACUGGGCCCUGAAGGAGAGCUUCAUCAAAGCCAUCGGCACCGGUCUGGGCUUCAACCUACAGAGGGUGGAGUUUCACCUGUCCUCUGGGCCGCUCACACAGGGCCGGGCACUGCGCCAGACCAAGAUGCAUCUAGAUGAGGAGGAAGAAGAGGACUGGGUGUUUGAAAUUGCAGGGCAAAGUGGAGCAACAGCAACAUAUAGGACAUGGAGGCUGUUUGGAGACGGAGGGUGAAGAGAGGAGGGUUGCAGCAAGAAACACUGAAGCAAAAAGGAAUGAAUCGCUGGUUUAUUUCAUAUGUAUUUAAUGUGACGUUUUGGUCAAAAUCAAAACUGUUCAUCUGAAAGUCUCAUAUUCAAACACAGAUGCUGCAUAGAUUGUCCAAUUAGCCGACCCCCCAGCAGAAAAGAAGACCGAAAGAUAAAUAAGGCUGGUAUUUGUGAAAAAAUCAGCGCUAAAACAGGUCAUCAACGAUGUGGCUGAAACUAACAAUCAAGUUCAUCACUGAUUAAUCAACUAAUUGUUUAGUGUUUAAAAUGUCAGAAUAUAGAGGAAAAUGUGUCCAUACACGCUGUCCCACGAUUAGUCAACAAACAACAACAAUGUCCAUAUAAAAAAACAUUUAAUUAUCUUUGAUAUCUUCAUCAUCAAUGGAGUAACUUAAUGUUGUCCAAAACAUGAGGCAUGAAGAAUUAGCUAUGGUGAUAGAGGUGUUCCAAAACAUGCACGUCUGGUUAGAAAAUAAUACAACAGGUGAUGACAGAAUACUCCAGCUGGCAUUGUAACGUGUUACUGGUCCUGACAAAUACACAUCAAGUCCUGUCCUAUACAAGAACGGCGACACACAUCAUUGUUUGUGAUCAGUGACGGGUGGCGGUGACUCCGAGAGGUCAAACAAACCGGAGCUGGUUCGAUUUGUCAGAUUUGUCUCGUAUACGAGUCGACACGCACAGGCUGUUAACAGAGAGCGGAGAUGAGCAGCACUGCUGUUGACCGCGUGUCCUCUGGCUCACCGCGUGCUGAUCAGAGAGCAGCGAUGAGACAUGUUACUUCCUGCCGACCUCUAGUGAUGUCACCGCCGCAGCCUCUGGACUCAGACACAGAGGGAGACACUAACACAAAUUGAAAAACAGACCGUCACAAAGCCACAACUCCCUCUUUUUUUCAACAGCAGAAUGACAAAAUAUUUUAGAUUAUACUACAGUCCCCGGAGACACAGCUUCCUCUCUGCGCUCCAUUACUAUCUGCCAUUUUGUGACUAACCCCCCCCCACCCCCCACUACACACACAACGCCACCUGUUACUCCCACAUAUACACACUCAGCUUUGGCCUUUAAUGUCCAAGUAUAUUUCUGCCAGUUACACAGAAUGCAACACAGAUUGUAUUUGGAGUAGAAGUUAUAGAGCGUAUAAAAAAAGCUGCACCCGCUUAGAUUUAGAGCAUCUGUAUAUGGAGGACUGAACGUACUGAAAUCAAAAACAAAGACUGUUUUAUAUUGCAUUAAAUUAUUCACUAAUUAAUGUAUAAAUUGCUAUUUAUAAUUGCAAUUUAAGUGCUUUAAGAUAACUUUUUGUGUUUUAAAUGAUCCAACAUAAAGUUAAAUGAUUAUUAUAGGACUGCAUCUUCUUUGUUAGUAUUUCUCUUCAUAAUUUAUUCAUUUGUUUAUUCUAUUUUGUCCUUGUCUUUGUCUUAACUCAAUUUCAGUGAAAAAGUGAGUUACCCAUCAUUGAUUUCACAACCAUAAAUAAAUGUUGAUUGAUUCACUGAUUGAAAUAAAUAGAUGGCACAGUGAACAAAUGAAUAUACCAUUAAAUGCACCAAAAGACAUAUUUUUCUUAAAUGUAGGCAUGAAUUAAUUUACAAAAGGUGACAGAAAUUGAUGCUUCCGUUUUAGUUUUGCACUGUAUUUAUUUAAUCUCCAAUUUCAUUUAGCAUUUUAUAUUAUAUUUGAUUAAUUUGUAUUUUUUUUUCUAGGCAUAUUUAUUUCUGUAUUAUUAUCUCUUUGUGUUCCCCUCCUACUUAUUAUCACAAAUGUAUUUGCGUCUCUAAAGUCUUUUUACAUUUCGUUAUGCUUUCCUGCUUCAUUAUGCAGAUGUGGGUGCUGUCAUUCAAACUGUGUCAUGUGGUAGUUUCAGGCAGUUUCCGUCCUUGUUAUGUGACCUUGUGAGAUUGUUGUAUAGGAUGCAUUAAUACAUAUUGCAUGUUUAAUGCACAAGUAAGGAGGUCAGCAGUGAAUAGUGAAAAUAAUCUGCUUAGAUUUACAUGAACAUGGCUGGAGAACGGGAUAUGAACCUGGCUUUUGCCCCACAUAUUAAUCAUACAUGCUGCCGAACAGAUUUAUAUCUUUAAGCUCGGCCCUUUUCAGAGAAUACGUUCAUGCUUGAUGUUCUCUCUGCACCGCUCCUGCUUAGGAAGUGAUGAAUGCAGUGGUCAUCUGACUGAACCGUGCUUUCCUUUCAUGCACAUGUCCGCUAAAUUUUCACAUGCAUGAACUAGAUUACACACAGGUGGAAGCAUGCUGAUAAGAAUGCACAUAUGCAUCAUUUGACGAAUAGUAUUGAAUAUGAGGAUGAUUUUUAUUUAUUUUUUAUCAUUCAGAAUGAAAUGUUGGCUGUUUGUUUGCAU
Molecule: messenger RNA, 3605 nt
Organism: Acanthopagrus latus (yellowfin seabream)
Lineage: Eukaryota; Metazoa; Chordata; Actinopteri; Spariformes; Sparidae
Gene: aasdhppt
Product: aminoadipate-semialdehyde dehydrogenase-phosphopantetheinyl transferase
Exons: 6
Coding region: 476-1213 (245 amino acids)
Cellular component (GO): cytosol
Molecular function (GO): magnesium ion binding; holo-[acyl-carrier-protein] synthase activity
Source: RefSeq, a predicted model, not a curated record